AGCACCAUCCUAAACCCUGUUUACCCCAGAAACCUGAACUGUGGACAGACAGAAGAGGAGAGAGAGAGAGAAAAUUCAGACACAAUAAAACUCUGAGGAGAAAAAUAUGUGGAAGGAGGAGGCAGCAGCGGCCUGGGGAAGGGAUUGAAAAGUUUCCCCUGGCUUAACUUCUCCCCCCCUGCAGCAGCAGAAGCAGCGGCAGCAGCACAAGCUGACCAGGUAAACAGGUCAUGGCACGCUUAACGAAGAGGCGACAGGCAGACACAAAGGCUAUCCAGCAUCUUUGGGCAGCUAUAGAAAUAAUCCGGAACCAGAAGCAAAUUGCUAACAUUGACCGUAUUACAAAGUAUAUGUCUCGAGUCCAUGGUAUGCAUCCAAAAGAAACCACACGUCAGCUGAGUUUAGCAGUCAAGGAUGGUCUUAUUGUUGAAACCCUGACGGUGGGGUGUAAAGGGUCAAAAGCUGGUAUUGAACAAGAAGGAUAUUGGUUGCCAGGAGAUGAGAUUGCCUACGGUAUGCAGCCUUUUUCCCAGACAGCAGCAAAAAACAAGGACUGGGAAACAGAAAAUCAUGACUGGUAUUGUUUUGAAUGCCAUUUGCCUGGAGAGGUGUUGAUAUGUGACCUGUGUUUUCGUGUGUAUCAUUCCAAGUGUUUGUCUGAUGAGUUCAGGCUUAGAGACAGCAGUAGUCACUGGCAGUGCCCAGUUUGCAGGAGUAUCAAGAAGAAAAACACAAGCAAACAAGAGAUGAGCACAUACCUGCGAUUCAUAGUCUCUCGUAUGAAGGAACGGGCUAUAGAUCUAAACAAGAAAGGGAAGGACAACAAACACCCAAUGUAUAGAAGGCUGGUACACUCAGCUGUUGAUGUUCCCACUAUACAGGAGAAAGUAAAUGAAGGAAAGUACAGGAGUUAUGAGGAGUUCAAAGCAGAUGCUCAGCUACUUCUACACAACACAGUCAUUUUCUAUGGAGCGGACAGUGAGCAAGCUGACAUAGCAAGGAUGCUUUACAAAGACACAUGUCAUGAACUGGAUGAACUGCAGCUUUGCAAGAACUGUUUCUAUUUGUCAAAUGCACGACCUGACAAUUGGUUCUGCUAUCCUUGUAUACCUAAUCAUGAGUUGGUUUGGGCAAAAAUGAAAGGCUUUGGGUUUUGGCCAGCCAAAGUCAUGCAGAAAGAGGACAAUCAAGUUGAUGUUCGUUUUUUUGGCCAUCACCACCAAAGGGCCUGGAUCCCCUCAGAAAACAUUCAGGAUAUCACAGUUAACAUCCAUCGGCUGCACGUGAAGCGCAGCAUGGGGUGGAAGAAGGCCUGUGAUGAGCUGGAACUGCACCAGCGUUUUCUUCGUGAAGGGAGAUUCUGGAAAUCAAAGAAUGAGGAUAAAGGGGAAGAGGAGGCAGAGUCGAGUAUCUCUUCCACCAGCAAUGAGCAGCUGAAGGUUACUCAGGAACCACGAGCAAAGAAAGGACGACGUAACCAGAGCAUGGAACUCAAGAAAGAAGAGCCAGAACCUGAAACUGAAGCAGUAAGUUCAAGCCAGGAAAUUCCCACAAUGCCCCAGCCUAUUGAAAAAGUUUCAGUCUCAACUCAGACCAAGAAGUUAAGUGCCUCUUCUCCAAAAAUGCUGCAUCGGAGCACCCAGACCAGUAAUGAUGGAGUGUGUCAGAACAUGUGCCAUGACAAAUACACCAAAAUCUUUAAUGAUUUCAAGGACAGGAUGAAAGCUGAUCACAAAAGAGAAACUGAGCGAGUUGUGCGAGAGGCAGUGGAAAAGCUGCGUACAGAGAUGGAAGAAGAGAAAAGGCAGGCUGUAAAUAAAGCUGUGGCCAACGCACAAGGAGAGAUGGACAGAAAAUGUAAGCAGGUGAAGGAGAAGUGCAAAGAGGAAUUUUUAGAAGAAAUUAAGAAACUAGCAGGACAGCACAAGCAGCUGAUUUCCCAGACCAAGAAGAAGCAGUGGUGCUACAACUGUGAAGAAGAGGCCAUGUACCACUGCUGCUGGAACACUUCCUACUGCUCCAUCAAGUGUCAGCAGGAGCACUGGCAUGCUGAACACAAACGUACCUGCCGCAGAAAAAGAUGAAAGAGUUAUUCCUCCCCUGGAAAACCACCCCGAUGAUUGCUAUUCUCAGACACAGCGGUUUUUGUUUCCAA
Apus apus (common swift) is the source of this 2155-nucleotide messenger RNA. RefSeq names its product zinc finger MYND-type containing 11 (gene ZMYND11). The transcript is spliced from 16 exons. The coding region runs from base 231 to 2084 and encodes 617 amino acids. The record is from RefSeq and is a predicted model, not a curated record. Gene Ontology annotation, molecular function: DNA binding; protein binding; transcription corepressor activity. NCBI's taxonomy places the organism in Eukaryota, Metazoa, Chordata, Aves, Apodiformes, Apodidae. Gene Ontology annotation, biological process: regulation of transcription elongation by RNA polymerase II.